Molecule: messenger RNA, 407 nt
Organism: Geodia barretti
Lineage: Eukaryota; Metazoa; Porifera; Demospongiae; Tetractinellida; Geodiidae
Source: the annotation of a GenBank genome assembly
ACUUAGGCUCGGAGAGGUCCGCGAUGACCAGCAAGACGACUACACUCACACAGCAAACGGGCGAGCUCGAACGCUUUCCCGAUUAUCCGCCACGAGAUGACAUGCAGAACUGGCUCUACCUCUACGAAACCUCCGUCCUGACUUCGCUUGCGAUUCAUUUCGCCGAUGAGCAGAACGUCACGGUGGCGAGCGAGGUUCCGGUCGGUCCCGACCUGCCGGUGCGGGAUGAUGCGCGGAUACCGGACCUGAUGAUGGUGCGCGGCGGCGACCGUGAGCUUAUGGAGGAGCAGAGGGGAUAUGCGAUAGACCGUCAGGGUAAGGCUCCGGACUUCGUGCUUGAAGUGGCGUCUCCGACGACUGGGAGAGUGGACUACACGGACAAGCGAGCGGACUACGAGCGAUUCGGC